AUGCACGUCCACAUGCGAGCUGCACUCGAGGAACCGGCUGAUGGGAAAAUCCCGUCUCAGCAGCAGCAGCAGCAGCAGCAGCAGCAGCAGCAGCAGCAGCAGCAGCAAGCAAGAGCCCUUUCUAAAAAUUGUUCCGCCGCCACUUCACUGCCCGACGCAAAAAGGGCGUUGCUACAAACACUUAGGCGAGGGCGCAAGCCGCCUUUCACACCGCUGCUCAUCGUCAAAGCCAAAAAGCCAUCGUCGCUGCCAAAACCACCAGCCCUACUCUGCAACGCGGAUCGAAAGAGGUCCGAGUGGAUUAAAGUGUAA
Molecule: messenger RNA, 312 nt
Organism: Moesziomyces antarcticus
Lineage: Eukaryota; Fungi; Basidiomycota; Ustilaginomycetes; Ustilaginales; Ustilaginaceae
Exons: 1
Coding region: 1-312 (103 amino acids)
Source: RefSeq, a predicted model, not a curated record